Linum trigynum is the source of this 4773-nucleotide messenger RNA. The record is from the annotation of a GenBank genome assembly. NCBI's taxonomy places the organism in Eukaryota, Viridiplantae, Streptophyta, Magnoliopsida, Malpighiales, Linaceae.
GGAAGGUUAUCGCUUAACAGUAAUGGUCAACCCUAGUGUGUAGAUCGUAUUUGUCUUAGUAUGAGUAUAAUUUUGAUAUUCUACCCGACUUGUGUAUGAGUAAAACCUGAAUUAUUUUGGAUAUAAUAAUGGAUUUGCACUCUCACGCCUAAAUCCGAACUGUUGCAUGCGGGUCAUUCAUUAUAUCUUUCAAAAGAUAAAUUUUUUAAUCUAAAUCAAUGAAGACUACUUAUUCUUUCAAUUAAAGAAUGGAAGUAAAGGUCCUUAAACCCUCUUUUUUAAGGAGGAUCAUAAAGCGUUGUGAUUGGCUGAUUCAAUUUUUGAAAGUUAAUGGGAAUUUAUUAGUUAAUUAAUUGUCAGGGGUAUUUAGGGAAUUAUAAUUAAAUGAAAAACGUUUGGCAUAGUCUUUCUCUUUCCUAAUUAUUACUGUUUUCAAGGCCAUUAGCAGCAUUUCUUGGCCAUCGUUAAUAUGGUUUCAAUUUGGCUUUACAAAUUUUCUUCAUUAAUAAUCUCCGUUGACCAUUAUUAUUAUUAUUAUUAUUUUCAGCGCCAUUGUCAAUCUUUUUAAACAUGCACUAUUAUUUGUCAUGGGUAUCAUUAACUAGUAGUCUAGUACUAUUAAUCAAUAUGUAGUCAUUAUCAACGUUUCAGUGGCCAUUAUUAUUAAUUUGGUUGAGCACUAUCAAUAUUUUUUUUAAGUGGGAUCUCGCUAACAUUAUGGUUAAAUUAACGUGUAUUAUUGAUUGGCCGCUAUCCAUCAUUAUUAACGAUUAUUUUUCCUUUAUAAUUAAUAAUAUGCAUAUCCAUGACAUAAUUAUCUUAUUAUUAAUUACAUUCCACUAGUAACGAUUCAUUUAAAAUUAUUAACGUGUCUUUUUUCUUUCGUAUUAAUAAGUAAUAACCGUGGCGCCAUCAUAAAAGAAUUUAAACCGUGGCUCCCUUGAUUCUCAUUAGUAUCAUUAAGAUUAACUAUUAAUCAGUAUGUAGUCAUUAUCAACAUUUCGUUGCCCAUUAUUAUAUUUUUAAGACGGUUAGCAAUAGUGUUUGAAGUGGUCUCUUACUAACAUUAUGGUUGAAUUAACGUAUAUUAUUAUUGUCUUGUGAGCAUUAUUAACGAUUGUUUUUUCUCUUUAUUAUUAAUAAUAAUAUGCAUCUCCAUAGCAUAUAGUUGUCUUAUUAUUAAUUUGUUUUCACCAGUAACAAUUCUUUUUCGAUUAUUAACUAUUCUUUUUCCAUUAUUAAUUAUUCUUUUUCCUUUAGUAUUAUUAACCCUGGCGCCAUGAUCAAUUUUUUAAAACCGUGUCUCACUUGAUUCUUAUUAUUAUCAUUAACGUUGAUUAUUAAUCUGUGUGUGGUCAUUAUCAACAUUUUGUUGCCCAUUGUUUUUUGAAGGCCGUUAGCAAUAGUUUUCGACGUGUACUUCCAGUAACCUAGUGUUUGAAGUAAUGUGUACUGAUAGAACUCUGACAAUUGUUAACGUUUAUUGUGCUAUUAUUAAUAGUUUCCAUGCCGGCGGCAGAUCAGAUAUGUCGGGAUGGCGACGGGAAGACGGCUACGCAGUCCGCUUUGUCGUCGCGAUGCCGACGAAGCGAGAAAUGGCGGGACGUCGAUGAGUUUGGAGAGGAAGGGAAUAUGGCGAGUGGCAGCGAGGUUACUUACGGCGGAAAGGCGGCGAGAUGGUGGGAUGACGACGGCAACUCAGCAAAGCUACUUUAGUCUUCGACGGGAAGACGAUGGCGAGUUCGGAGACGAAGGGACAAUGGAAACGGUUUUAGGGUUGGGAGGAGGAGGGUUUUUUGAAAAUGAUAAUUAGGAUUUUUACCGUUUUUCUUUUUUAUUACUAAUAUCAUUUAUUUUUAUUAUAUUUCAGUCUUACCCUUAUAGGUAGUUAGCCAAUGAUUAUUAAUGAUUCUCUCUCUCCUUCUCCUAUUGGCUGAAAAGGGUUUAAGAUCCUCCUUUAAAAAUAGGCCUUAAGGACCUGAUCUGACCCGAGGCAAUAGGAAGAAGAAAAAACAAUGUGAUGAAAUUAAAGGCGAUAGGAAGAAGAAACAAUGGGAUGCUUGUGCAACCGCCUGGCAGUUCGCAUGCCUAGAAAGUAGAAACACAGUCCUACAAUAAUCCUGCCCACAUGGUAACCGGCCCUAUUAUGAAUAAUGUGAAGGCCUAAUUUUUCGUAUGCAACAGUAAUCGGGAGUUUGGGUAACUUGUGGCUUAAUAAUAAUAUAAUAAUAAUAAUAAUAAUAAUAAUAAUAAUAAUAAUUUAUUGUUGCCGGUAAGGUAACAUGCAAACAACAGAUAUCGUGUUCUUUAAAUAUUCAUUCCUUAAUUGUGUUGUCCAUCUUGAUAUUGUAGCCCAGAUCUGCUUCUUGUUCUUGAAUUUACUUGCCAUCUUUCUUAAGCAACUAACUUGGAUCAUUUUCUGAUAUUUACUUCUUGUCUCUUUCAUUUUCAGCAGGUCUGCUACCUUCUCAGAGAAGAGAAGCUCUCUGUUCUGUUCAACUUGUUAUCAUGCAUGCAUGAUUUUGUUGUCAGCAACGGCAGGGAAUGGUGAUCAAGAGCUAGCUAGUUCCUUUUGCUCAGACGUCUCUUAAAGUAGAAACAGUUGGCCGGUCUCCUUUCCUUUUAAUAUAAGCGCAUUUUUAUAUUACGAUUAAAAUUUUCAUCCGCAGUGUUGCAGUCUUUAGGCCUACAGUACGUAAUUGGAUCUUUCAAUUGUAAUCCUUCCUAUGGAUUGUCUUUCACAAGAAACUCCUCACUCAUGACAACUUAAAGAAGAAAGGGAUACAACUACCAAGCAGGUGCUCUCUUUAUGAAAAGGCAGAGGAGAACCCCAAUCAUCUCUUUAUCAGCUGCAACUAUUCAAUGGAAGUCUGGCGGAUCAUGAGCGCAUUUGUUAAAACCGAAAUCAGGGCAAUGCUAGUGACAACAUUGCAUCAAGGAUCUACAAUUGGUACUCUCAAAAGCCGGCAAACUCUAGUCAAUGGUGCACCAAAGUUUUUCUUCGUGCUUACUGCUGGAAUAUCUGGAUAGAAAGAAACACCCGAAUCUUCAAGGGAGUUGUUGCAUCAUCACGUGUUACAUCUUAUCGAAUCGGUUGCGCGAUCGCAAGCUGGUUAUCCGCAGCUCAGAAAGUUGCCAGGCAAGAGACCAAGGCCUGGCUGGAAACUUUGAAAAGCAGGUUAAUCUCUUCCCCUAGACAGAGUCUGCUGCAGGGCAACUGAACGCAAACAUCCCUGCGGUUCUGCUCUUGGGGUUCUACUCUGUCAAUUUGCUUCUUCAGGACCUGUUUGAGUUCAUCUCCACCCAGUUCCAUCUUGGGAUAUUUAUGCAGGGGUUCACUCCUUUCCUUUUCCUUUUCUUUAUUUGGGAAUCUCGCAUUUGGGUUCCCCACUUCCCUGUAUGUGUAUUUUCUGGGUUGUUCCAACUUUCCUUUUUAAUUUAUAUUUAUAUCAUCCUUAACAAAAAAAAAAAAAAAAAAUUGUAAUCCUUGUAGCAGGUUCAUCCCUACGCACCUUGAGUUAGUUGAAGAAGUCUGGUCGUUGAAUGUCCCCCCGACAUUGGCUGGACCCAAGAUAGCAUACUAUUCAGAGGAGGAUGAUCGAUGUUGCUGCUUUGAAAUCACUCUCUUGUGUGGAAGCAAAUAAAAUGAUCACCUCUUCAAGGAAACUGUGACACCCAAUUUUAUGUCAACAUUGUCAGAGGUGCUGCUGUUCUAGCUAGCUACUGGGGUUGCAAUAUCUUUAGAGUAAAAAUGAUGCACUUGUUUCUUUUUUUCUUUGCAAAACUUUUUAUACCCGGAUUGGAUUGUUUGACAAUCUACAGACUAUGGGAGCUAUAUAUAUAUAUAUACAGAGGACUCUGAAAUUAUUCGGUUUUAGACUAUGGGAGCUUAUUUGCUGCUUAAUACUCACCGUCAAUGUUGAGACUCGUUUGGAGAACGGGAUUUAGGUCGUGGAUUCAUUGAAUCCGUAGAUUCUGUAGAAAGUUAUGUUUUUUUGUUGCUUUUUGUAUUGUGGAUUUUAGCUUUAGAGAUUUCAAAUCUCUAAAAUCUAUGGAUAUCAAAUCUCUCAUAAUCAGAGAGAUUCUAUAUCUUGAUUCUUGAGAUUUUUUUUCCUCCUACCUUUUCUCUUUCUUUUAUUUAUUUAUCAUAUUAAAUAUAUUUACUAACAAAGUUUAUAAUAUUUCUCGAACCACUGUAAUUUUUUAUUAAAGAUAAACACGUUAUUUAAUAUAAAAAUAAUUUUUUUUAUUUUCAUUGAAUGUUAACAAUCACAGUUACCAAACAAUAAACAUUUUAAAAUCUAUUUUCAACAAUCCGAAGAGUUAGAAUCUUUAGAUUGUUGAAAAUCUAUAGAUUUAAACUCAUAUUCUCCAAACGACCCCUUAGGGCAUAUGGAAUGUGAUUCCAAAACCAAUGAAAGUGACCAGGACUAGCCAACCCAGGCAGGUAACCCUCCAAGGCUCUAACUACUUUGCUUUUCUAAUAUGUUCAAAAGCAUAUUCAUGCCAUUCAAUAUAUAGGGGAUAAUUAAUAUUGUUGCUGUGUGGGCUUCCAUAUAUGUCAUUUUUGCAUCUAGGUUUGGGCUUCCUUACAGUUCCAUCUAUUACAUUUUGUGUUAGCAUGGUAUUGGUAUCUCAAGCUACAAUAAUAGAUUGUAGUUAAUUAAACUAAACUAGGUAGUUGAUAGUUAAUGGACUUAUUAUAUUUCCUCUUAAUUAGUUAGACAUGUUUUUCCUCAUGCUUGGAAAAAGCAAUAGAUGUAAGGGAAACCG